Dermacentor albipictus is the source of this 3235-nucleotide messenger RNA. Lineage: Eukaryota; Metazoa; Arthropoda; Arachnida; Ixodida; Ixodidae. The record is from RefSeq and is a predicted model, not a curated record.
AUGAGCGAAGCAGCGGUAGAAGCAAUCAACACACCAAGAGAACAGCUGGAAGACACAAACACAAUGCAGAUGGACCCGACUGAAGUAAACAACACAGAAACUGCCUGGAAUUAUGACGCAAGCAGCGGAAGAACUAUUGAACGCGAGAGCAUCUGGAUUACGCGGGGCAGAAAAGGCAAGAAGGACGCAGAGCAUCAAACGACACAAGAAAGCAACCCAGCCAAGCAACAAACGAAUGGAAAGCCACCGCCACCGCAACAGCGAAAGCCCCGAAUGCCGCCUCUACCAGUCGACGACUACAAGGUCGUAUUCCGCCCACAACCAGGCCUCGAGCUUGCAAAGUGGAACAAUGUCGCCAUUAUGCACGCCAUCGGAAGAGCCAGCGGUUUCUCGCAGCAAGACUUCGGCGAAAAACCCCGCCACAGCAUGCCACGAGCAAGGCGGGACCACGACAUCGUGCGAGGUACGAUCCAGCCACCGGCCCAGCUCGGCUCCAGUGAUUGCGCCCAGCAUCGCGUACAAACCCAGACGCAGUCCAGCGCCGCGGCUGAUGAUGGCGAUGAUGCUGAUAAGCCUGAGGUGACGGCGACGCUCCAGCGUCAAUGUUUGCGAGACGAGACCAUGGAGAGGCCGCCUGCGAGAGUACCCUGUGUGCCUGGUCGCCAGCUGUCGCGGUCAGUAGCCACCGGUGAACCAGCCCGUUUCCAACUUUCGCUGCCCCCGGAUCAUCCGGAGCCAUAUCCCCGGGUGGACCUCGGAAAGUCGCGCACAACCAGCGCGGCCGACAGCGGCUUCCUGCUUUCGGAGCGGACCCCGUGCAGCAAAUCCAUGUGGGUGGCCAACAUCGAGGUGCGCAAAGGACGGCCGACCGCAGCUUGCCUGAACAGACGCGUAGUACCUGCAUCGUUCAACUUGCAACGCAGGCGCUCGCUCAUGCAAGUUCACUGGCAGCUGAUGGGCUACCGCUCUAUGGACAUCGUGGAGCUGAGCGAGUCGCUCAUAUCUCUAAAUCAGUUUCUGUUCCAAGACGAGUUCCAACUGAUCCGAAAACUGCGGCGCGCCAUGCUCUACCACCUGCUGGACGAGUACCCGCCAAGAAAUCUGACUGACUCGCUCCCCUCCUUGGAGACCACGCUCGACAUGCUGAAGACUGGGAGCGUGCGCUUCUCUAGCGUUGGCGUUCGCAAGCUAAAAAGAGAACUGCUCGAAAGGUUCGAGGCCAUGCGCGCGCUCUUCCUUGAGAACAGGAGCGACGUGCCUGAGGCAUGGAUACGCUGCUGCGCCACUCACCAUGGUCAGCGUAAGGUCCACGCCGGCGAGCUGUUCAAGGUGGUGGACUGCUGCUAUGUGCCGUCCGAAUUGGUACCACGUAGCGCUGUCAUCCAGAAGCUCGUCGUGAGCCGCUGUGCGCCGGGAACGCACAGUACGCUCCACGAGUUCGCGGCGCUCACGGGUUCUCGGGGCAUCGACGAUCGGUUCGAGCAGCUCGGAACGUUCCAGAUGCAGGACUUAGAGCGGAACGACGUUAACCUCCGAGACCUACGCAGUAUGCUGAGAUUCAGCACGAACGUGAAGACACCGAAAGUCACAUGCACCGCCGCAUUCUCUGGCCUCCAAUUGUCUUCUGCGCGUGUUAUUUCGCACAAUUCCAGGCUCACCAAAAUUUAUACGAGCGGCUAUAUGGUGCACGUUCACAACUUGAGAGGGAGGGCGAUCGAGAAAAAUGUGACGCUGAAGAAGCUGUCACUCAGCCAGGCGUUUCUAAGCGGCGAUUACGGCCUGCGACUUGAAGAUGCCAUUUCGGUCAACUAGACGCAUGAGCUGCCGAGUCUCGGCCCGGUAACGCAGCCGGGACUGGAACAUUCUGGGGCAGAAGCCGGGGAGAGAGACCUGAAAACCAGGAUAGAGUUCAAUGGCUGCCACGCAGUGACCGACGUCCCGAUCGAAUUUUCUGCAGUGGGACACCAACAUCUAUCACGUCAUAUUGGAACCGCCCGCUUUUCUGGCCUGGUCUAAGUACCAACAACUGAAUUGCGGAUUCUACUAUGGCACUGCCAACGUCUCGAGUCUCGUGGUUCGGUUGGGCCGUGUGAUCCACCGUUACGUGGCUGUCCUACCGCCCGCCAUAUUUGCCAGCUGGCACUACCCUCGGGACGCACAGCUGGCCUCCGCCACGCAGACUACUCAGGCAGGGACGAAGCGCGAAUUUAUCGACAAGAGCCGCAGCCUCUGCUCCAUCUUCGGCGGCUGGACGUUCCAUCACCAAGCGGCGACCGCCUUAAGUGACAUGCUGCACAGGAGUAGCACCCUGAACUAUGUCACGUUCGACGCGGUGUUGCCGUGGUGAGCCGUGUUCCUGAUGGAGGGGCGGCGAGGCCUAGAAACAAAUUACACGCUCUUAGCCGUUAGCGACUGCGAGCAGCGCAUCCCCGCGCGAACAUGUUCGGGAUGAGCAACGGUGUUCGUGUUGCGCCUGCUUCAGUGGCCGCCCCGCCACUGAAGAAGGUGUUCGAGAGCCGGUCGUUACUAUUUAACCUGUCCGGACUGGCUGGCCCUAUUGAAGCCGAAGCGGCUGAGGUGAUAACUAGGUCACAAUGAUACCCUGACACGCACUCCCUGGCCUUCGCUGGUAUCGUGAGGGACAAACUUGAUAUUUACGUUGACUGUAGAAAGAUAAAAGGCCAUAGCAAAGCGUUGAUGAAAUGCCGAAUACAGGACUGCUAUCGUGGGACUUUGCGUCGCCUGGGUGUGAUUGCAUUGUGCAGCGAACGCGAUGACAGUACAUCAUGGCUAGUCGUUGCAAUAGUGCUGCAGAUACCGAAACUGCAGAAUGAGCUGUACGCUCAGAGAAAAGCUCCCACUUUUACGGCCAUAUUUAUAUUUAUUUUGGCACAAUCAAUUACGAGCAAGUGAUAAAGAAACGGUUCUUGCAUGUCAAAUUCUCGUUCUGGUGCUGAAGAUUCCAUAGCUUAUAUUUAGUGUCGCUUUUAUCAAUAACAUUUUUGCUCGCAAUGCUUUUUGAGGCUAAGCGUCAAGUGAACGGCACAUAAAGUUCGUUUUGUUUUUAUUUUAUAUUGCUAUGUCCGAGAACAUUAGUACGGCAUAAUGGUUGCCACGAAGAGCUUUUUCUUUUACUCUCUCGGGAACAUGGCAACAUAAAUUCUUUUCAUUCAAUGGGCGUAUUUAAUUUAGAUCUUAGCGCGUCGUUACUUGCGCCUUACGUGCGAGAACUACA